Messenger RNA from Lineus longissimus, 2364 nucleotides. RefSeq lists its product as uncharacterized. The coding region runs from base 1 to 2364 and encodes 787 amino acids. Lineage: Eukaryota; Metazoa; Nemertea; Pilidiophora; Heteronemertea; Lineidae. The transcript has a single exon. The record is from RefSeq and is a predicted model, not a curated record.
AUGCCCAGACGAAGGUGGACACCCCAAGUAACAGGUGAAGCCAAACGCCGUCGGAACCGUCUCAACCAGCAAGAACGCCGUCGACAGCCACAACAGCAACAACAAGAACCCCAAAGGUUUAUCGCCCGUCAAUUCCCAUCGCAGAUUGAAACUUUCAGACUUGGUCCUAUGAGUGAAACUUGCAAAGACUGUGCUGCAUUACGUUUCAGCUCUGAAAACUUCAACUGUUGCCACAAUGGUAAAGUCUCAUUACCACCAUUGCCUCCAUAUCCGCCUGAAUUACAAAACCUCUUCAUGGCAAAUGAUGCACAGUCCAAAAACUUCAUGGAAAAUAUUCGCCAGUACAAUAGUUCUGUCUCAUUUGCCUCAUUUGGUGGGCAUGUAGUUCGCCCUUCAGGACGUGGCCCAUACACAUUUAGACUUCACGGACAGCUGUACCAUCGAGCAGGCUCUUUACAUCCUCCAGACGAUACUCCACACACUUACAGCCAACUGUACAUACUAGAAGCCAGUCAAGCAAUCGAAGGGCGACUACAACAACCACCAAAUGCAAAUUGUCGUCAAGAUGUCAUGGCUACACUGACAACGACCCUUGACGCCAUCAACCCCUACGCAGCCGCGUACAGACAUAUGCAUGAACUUGAAGAGGAGCAGACACUUGCAGCACAGCGGAACAACACCCCAAUCCCUACUGUAACAAUGAAUAUCAUGCGCGGCCAUGAUCAGCGCCGCUACAAUAAUCCAACCCGUAUGGAUGAAGUUGCAGCUGUUUUUGUGUCGCCAGAUGGAGCCCCACCUGCCAAUCGUGAUGUUUUGAUCUACCCAAAAGAUCAUAACCCAAGUAAAAUAUCAUAUUUAUCGGGGAACAUUGACCCCAUGGUUUACCCACUAUAUUUCCCACGAGGCGCUUUAGGGUGGUAUCCUGGUAUGCAACACACAGCAGAGAGGGCAACUGAUCGGUACUGCAAAAUCUCUUGCUUGCAGUUUUAUGCCCACCGACUUGCUGUAAGAGCUGGCUUCAAUGCUAUAUUCUAUGGUGCAAAACUCUUCCAGCAGUAUGUCGUUGAUGCAUAUGUCCGCACAGAAUCCACAAGAAUUGGCUGGAUACUACAAAACCAGAAGCAGCUGCGAGUGGAAAUGUACCAAGGCCUUAUGGACCACAUCAAUAAUCAAGCUGCUGAAGAAAACCGUGCCCCAGGCAAAAUUGUCGUCCUCCCUUCAUCAUUUCAAGGUUCUCCUAGAUGUAUGCAACAAAAUUUCCAGGACGCCAUGGCCAUUGUAUCCAAAUAUGGAAGACCAGAUCUUUUUCUCACAUUCACAUGCAACCCCAAGUGCAAAGACAUCAAAGAUGCAUUACUACCAAACCAGCAACCUCAUGAUAGACCAGACAUUGUCAGCAGAGUAUUCAAGCUACAUUUAAAGGAACUGCUUCAUGACAUUCGCAACAACCAUGUCCUUGGAAUCCCAAUCGCCUACGUUUAUGUCAUUGAAUUUCAAAAACAGGGUCUACCUCACUGCCACCUAUUAAUCAUAUUGAGCGAAGAAAGUAAGCUCAAAGAACCAGCUGACAUUGACUCCCUCAUAUCUGCAGAAAUACCAGAUCCAGACUUACAACCAGACUUAUUCAACAUCAUCAAAACAAGUAUGGUUCACGGUCCAUGUGGUGCCCUUAACUACGCCUCUCCCUGUAUGGUUGACGGCAGCUGCUCCAAAGACUACCCAAAGUCUUUCCAAGAACAAACAGCACUAGCAGUCAACGGAUAUCCCCUGUACCAAAGGCGAGACAAUGGCCGCACUAUCAUUAUAGGAAACAAAGAAAUUGACAACAGGUGGAUUGUCCCAUACAAUCCCUAUCUUUCCAAAAAGUACAAUGCUCACAUCAACAUUGAGGCAUGCACUUCGAUUAAGUCUGUCAAAUACCUAUUCAAAUACGUGUACAAGGGCCAUGACUGUGCAAACGUCAGACUUACUCAGACAAAUGAACUAACACACGAUGAGGUUAAUACUUUCAUUGACACCAGGUAUGUCAGUGCUCCUGAGGCAUUCUGGAGGCUAUCUGAAUUUAAACUCCAUGAACAGUCGCAUUCAGUAUAUAGACUAGCCAUACACCUACCACAACAGCAGCCAGUUUACUUCCAACGAGGCGCCCAUGAAGAAGCAGCACAAGCAGCGCAAGAAAAAGACACCAUGCUCACAGCCUACUUCAGAGUCAACAGCAACCAACCAACACCAUACCUAUACACAGAGUUCCCACUUCACUAUGUCUGGAAUAAAACCAAAAAGAUCUGGACUCAACGAAAACAAGGAGGGGACAAGGUUUUGCCACGAAUAUACUCAGUUAGUCCCAAAGAUUCAGAGAAGUAG